Numida meleagris (helmeted guineafowl) is the source of this 762-nucleotide messenger RNA. Its product is annotated as translation initiation factor IF-2-like. The record is from RefSeq and is a predicted model, not a curated record. The coding region runs from base 1 to 762 and encodes 253 amino acids. The transcript has a single exon. NCBI's taxonomy places the organism in Eukaryota, Metazoa, Chordata, Aves, Galliformes, Numididae.
AUGCGCUGCCUGUGCCAAACGCUGCUGGAGAUGCCCCCCGCCUGCAGGCAGACCGCACCGCUGCCGUUUUCCCGACCGGUGACCACACGGAGCUCGCAGACCGCCGCUCCCGUACCCCGGCUCAGCGCCCCGCGGGGUGACAAACGCCGCUGGGCCAGAGGCAGCGCUCGGAGCCGCGUGGUACCCCGGGACGCACCGCGGUGGGGCAGGAGGGAGGGCAGCGCGGGCACCACGCCGCGGCCUCCCCGCCGUCCUCGCGUCUCCCGUCACGGGCCGCUCUCGGAGGCGCUCCCGGCCGCAUCCCCCCUCACCUCACCUCACCUCACCCCGCCCCGCUCGCCCGGCGCGGAGCCCCGCGGCCCCGCCACCUACCCGCAGGCCGCCGCCCGCCGCCCUCACGCCGCGCGCGCCCGCCGCCACCGCUUCCCAUCCGCCCCGCCGGAGCGGGCGCCCCGCGCGCGGCACCGGGCCCGGCGGCGCGCGGCACCCCCCCCCCUUCCCAAGCGCCGUCCCCUUACGCGAUCCCGGCGAGGAGGUGGGGCGGCGCCGGAGGAACCAGGAAGUGGCGGCGGGCGGCUCCGCCCCGGGCUCUGGGCCCCGGCACGGCGCGGCUCCGCGCAGCCCGUCAGCCCCAGCCGGCAUCCGAGGCCGCUGGGUUUGCUCGGCGCUGCCCGUUGGCAGCUGCUGCUUGCGCUACUUGCGGCUUCACCGGGCAGCGUGAGCUUCUGCGCGCCAGGCGGCUCCCUCCGGCUCCUUUUUUAA